AUGUUCCCUUUUACUGCCGCCAUACUGUUCAGCAUCGUAUCAACGGGCAUCGCUUCAACGCAGACACCAAAUAUUACGUCUUGUUCGGCGACACACGUCGUGGUCAUCGAUGACGUCACCAUCACCGACGCGGAGGUCGGAAAAACGAUGGUAAUUAGCUAUGUGGGUCAAUUAACUCGAGACCUCAACGAUUCCCCGUCGCUCAAAUUCACCCUGACUAAAAACAAUGGAGGUGGAAAAAUCCCUUGCCUUUACGACUUGGGAUCCUGCCAGUACGACCUUUGCGGUGGCACUUCGGAUACAGAAAGGAAGAUAGGAGAGCCCUGGAACAACACGUGUCCAAUCCCAGCCGGGAGCUACGACACCAGCGUUUCUCUUGACAUACCGUAUCUUGCCGUAUUUUUUAUAGGCGAUGGCGACCUCCACGUCAAAAUGGAGAUAAUCAACGGCGGUACUGCUGUGGAAUGCAUUGAAAUGAACGUGCAAGUGAAGAUAUGA
Ixodes scapularis (black-legged tick) is the source of this 498-nucleotide messenger RNA. RefSeq lists its product as uncharacterized. Bases 1 to 498 code for a protein of 165 amino acids. The transcript has 4 exons. Gene Ontology annotation, cellular component: cytoplasmic side of plasma membrane. NCBI's taxonomy places the organism in Eukaryota, Metazoa, Arthropoda, Arachnida, Ixodida, Ixodidae. Gene Ontology annotation, molecular function: lipid carrier activity; enzyme activator activity. The record is from RefSeq and is a predicted model, not a curated record. Gene Ontology annotation, biological process: ganglioside catabolic process; lipid transport.